This is a messenger RNA of Pipistrellus kuhlii (Kuhl's pipistrelle), 5953 nucleotides long. RefSeq names its product xin actin binding repeat containing 1 (gene XIRP1). Gene Ontology annotation, biological process: actin cytoskeleton organization; actin filament organization. Lineage: Eukaryota; Metazoa; Chordata; Mammalia; Chiroptera; Vespertilionidae. Gene Ontology annotation, molecular function: actin filament binding. The coding region runs from base 225 to 5576 and encodes 1783 amino acids. The record is from RefSeq and is a predicted model, not a curated record. Gene Ontology annotation, cellular component: focal adhesion; stress fiber. The transcript is spliced from 3 exons.
CUGGCAGGGGACAGAGACCCGGAGCCAGGGCAGCGAGAAGGCACCUCACAGAUUCAGCCGAGUAGAACCAGCCCCGAGCUAGAAGGUUGAGAGGAAGGACAGACCCUUGGGCCGCACCUGCACAGACCCCAAGCACCCACCAGCCAAGUGGGACCAGCGGCAACCAGCCCCCCUCCCACCUAAGGCCCCAGCCCAUCCUCACCUCUGCCCUUCUCUUCAGAAGGAUGUCCAACACCCAGACGCAGGUGGCCCCCACACCCACCAUCCCGAUGGCCACGGCCCAGGACCUGCCCCUCCCUCCGCCGCCGCAGCCGCCGCGGGCCCCGGAGGACCUGCCGCUGCCCCCGCCCAAGGAGUCCUUCGCCAAGUUCCACCAGCAGCGGCAAGCCAACGAGCUGCGCCGCCUCUACAGGCACAUCCACCCCGAGCUCCGCAAGAACCUGGCGGAGGCCGUGGCCGAGGACCUGGCCGAGGUCCUGGGCGCCGAGGAGCCCACCGAGGGGGACGUCCAGUGCAUGCGCUGGAUCUUCGAGAACUGGCGGCUGGACGCCAUCGGGGACCACGAGAAGCCGGCAGCAGCCAGGGAGCCGGUGCCCAGCGGGGACGUCCAGGCCACCUCCCGCAGGUUUGAGGAGGGCUCCUUUGCCGGCGGCACGGGCCAGGAGCCCGCCGGACCCCCUCCGCCCUCGGGAGCGGACGUGCGUGCAGCCCGACGGCUGUUUGAGACGAAGCCGCUGGCCGAGCUCACGGGCCAGACCGAGGAGGCCCGGGCCCCGGAGGCGCCCGCCAAGGAGCCUGAGGCCAGUGGCGACGUGCAGGGCACUAGGAUGCUCUUCGAGACGCGGCCCCUGGACCGCCUGGGCUCCCGGCCCUCCGCCCAGGAGAGUCCCCUGGAGCUGCGCUCGGAGAUCCGGGAGCUGAAGGGCGACGUGAAGAAGACGGUGAGGCUGUUCCAGACGGAGCCGCUGUGCGCCAUCCGGGACGCCGAAGGCGCCAUCCACGAGGUCAAGGCCGUCUGCCGGGAGGAGAUCCAGAGCCACGCGGUGAGGUCAGCUCGCUGGCUCUUCGAGACCCGACCUCUGGAUGCCAUCAAUCGGGAUCCCAGCCAGGUGCGGCUGAUCCGGGGCAUCUCCCUGGAGGAGGGGGCCCGGCCCGACGUCAGCGCGACCCGCUGGAUCUUCGAGACGCAGCCCUUGGACGCCAUCCGCGAGAUCCUGGUGGACGAGAAGGACUUCCAGCCGUCCCCAGACCUUCUCCCCCCGGGUCCAGAUGUCCGGCAGCAGCGGUACCUGUUUGAGACCCGAGCGCUGGACACCCUCAAGGGGGAGGAGGAGGCUGUGGCGGAGGCCCCGCCCAAAGAGGAAGUAGUCCCUGGGGACGUCCGCUCCACCCUGUGGCUGUUUGAGAUGAAGCCCCAGGACACCCCCAGAGGCCAGGUCCAAGUGGGUCACCUGCAGCGGGUGGGCCCCGGGCAGGGAGAGGGGCUCAUGUGUGCGCAUCUGUCCAGUGACAGCUUCUCGGCACUAUGCCUCCCUCCAAGCGCCCCCCAGAAGGAUGGGGUGAAGGGGGACGUGAAGACUUUCAAGAACCUUUUUGAGACCCUUCCCCUGGACAGCAUCGGGCAGGGUGAGCCUUCCACCCCCGGAAACGGGAGCGAAGUAGCAGGAACGGAUUCCGCUGGGCAGGCCCAGGACACGGGGUCCCCGGUGUAUGCCGUGCAGGACGGCAGAGGCCACCUCCACGCCCUGACCUCGGUCAGCAGAGAGCAGGUGGUCGGAGGCGAUGUGCAGGGCUACCGGUGGAUGUUUGAGACGCAGCCUCUGGACCAGCUGGGCCGAAGCCCCAGCACCAUCGACGUGGUGCGGGGCAUCACCCGGCAGGAAGUGGUGGCUGGAGACGUGAGCACCGCCCGGUGGCUCUUUGAAACCCAGCCCCUGGAGGUAAUCCACCAGCGGGAGCGGCAGGAACGACAGGAAGAGGAAGGAAGGAGCCAGGCAGGGCCCCAGCCGGAGGCAGCCCCCAAGGGUGACGUGCAGACCAUCCGGUGGUUGUUUGAGACGUGCCCGAUGAGUGAGUUGGCAGAGAAGCAGGGGUCAGAGGCCACAGACUCCACAGCUAAGGCCGAGGCGCAGUCCUGCACCUGGAUGUUCGUGCCCCAAACCCUGGACAGGCCAGAAGGCUCCAGGGACCAGCACCUGCAGGUUUGCCAGGUCCGGGCCGGAGAAGGACAGACAGACAGACAUGUCUUUGAGAUCGAGCCUCUGCGGGCGUCAGGCGGUCCCUGUGGAAGAGCACCUGUGCGAUACUGCAGCCACGUGGAGAUUCCUUCAGGGCAGGUGUCUCGUCAGAAGGAGGUGUUCCAGGGCCUGGAUGCGGGCAAGAGGGAAGACCAGGGGUCAAGGGCAAUCCCUGAGCCCAUCCCUGUGGGCUCGGUGCACAAGUUCACCUGGCUCUUUGAGAAUUGCCCCAUGGGCUCCCUGGCAGCCGAGAGCAUCCGUGGGGGCGACCUCCAGGAAGAGCAGCCAGUGGGCCCGUCAGGUUCGGUACCCAAGAGGCAGGAGACUGCGAUCCAGGGGACCCUGCGGACUCUGCACGCCACGCCUGGCAUCCUGCACCGUGGGGGCAUCCUCAUGGAGGCCCGAGGGCCAGGGGAGCUCUGCCUUGCCAAGUAUGUGCUCCCGGGCCCAGGACAGGGGCCCCCCCACAUAUGGAAGGAGGAGCUGGUAUCUAGCGAGCUUCCCAGGAUUGUCCGCCUAGUGCUGAGCCGGCCAGACGUGGACCAGCAGGGGCUGCUGGUGCAGGAGGACCCCGCGGGCCAUCUCCGGCUCAGGCCCAUGAGGCUUCUAGGAGGCAGCGGGAAUGUGGACGAUCUGGACCCAGAGUUCCAGCAGUUGCUAGCAUGUGGCUUGGGCACCUCCGUGGCGAGGACUGGGCUGGUGAUGCAGGAGACAGAGCAGGGCCUGGUCUCACUGACUGCCUACUCCCUGCAGCCCUGGCUCAGCAGCAGGGCCCCCGAGAGGAGCAGUGUGCAGCUGCUGGCCAGCUGCAUAGACAAAGGAGACCUGAGCGGCCUGCACAGCCUGCGGUGGGAGCCACCGGCUGACCCAGUUCCGGUGCCAGCCAGCGAGGAGGCCCAGCGGCUGCCUGCAACGGAGAGCAUCAUUCACGUGCCCCCACUGGACCCCAGCAUGGAGAUGGGGCACCUGAGAGGCCCAGGGGCCGCCCCUGGUACCCCACAGACCAUUGCAAAGAGAAGCCUGCUGGCUGGCAAAGAAAAGCAAGAAGACUGUUGCGCUGGGCAGGAAGGGGCGGAAGCUUUGGGAAAGUCGAAAGGAGCAUCGACGACAUCACCAGGGCCCGGGGCAGCAGACCUCCAGGCCACCAUGCAGGGUCUUCGGAUGGCGACAGCGGAGGCUCAAAGCCUGCAACAGCAAGUGCUGAACAAGCCCAAGCAGGGCCCCACCCCUGGAGCUGUCUCCACACCCUUCCAGGAUGGUCUUCCGCAAGCACUGGCCGCUGCCACUGGGACUGCUCAAAGCAACACCAGGCCCACGGCUGGAGGUGACCCCAGGAUCCCAGCAGCCCCCAAAAAGGUCAGUGGGGAACAGAAAGUACUGCCCACGGGGCUGCCUGGGGGGCGGGUGACUAUUCAGGACGGCGUCUACAAUGCUCACCCCGUGAGGACCUGUGACCUACCUGGGAGUGUUCAGCCCUUUGAGAGGGAACACCCACCAAGGGGCGGGGAGACUGUCUGCUUGACCCAGGCUUCCAGCCCACUCCACGAAUGCCCAGGUCAGAGUCUUGGGCAAAGCCGGGAAGAACCUGGGGGCUGCACACAGAGAGCCUGGGGGCCUCCAGAGAAAGCCAUGGCCGAAGUCAGCCCCCAAGCUGCAGAGACCACCCUGAAGGCUGCCUCUUCAGCCCAUUACACUCUGACCUCUGGGCCUCCAGCUGCAGGAGACGGCCUGCAUUCCCAUAAUGCCUCUGAUCCUCCUCCUCCUCUCCCAGCUGCUGUGACAGGACCUGACUUCCCGUCCCAAGCCCACCGCGAUAAGGACUCCAGCCCUGCCGGCCAAACAAGCCCUGGGGAGUCACAAACAAAGACCCCAAAUCUGGAGCCCACCUUCCCACCAAGAAAGAAGCCCCAGCUGCCCCCAAAACCUGCACACCUAGGCCAGAUCCCCCCUCCUCAGAGGCUGCCCAAGCCCUCAGCUCCAUCUCCCAGCUCCUCGCAAGGAAAAUACAAACAGGGUGAGACAAAGGCAGCCACGCCUCAGCCUGGCCCUCAGCAUGGUCCCAGCACCAUGGCCCCUGGGCCGACCAAGAGUCAGGCUAUGGGCAGCAAUGUCCAGAGCCCUGAGCCCCCCAAGGUCUCAGCUCUCAACAGUGACCCCACCUCACCACGGCACGGCCCCGGCACCCCAGGAGAGAAGCUGAUGGAGUGUUCCCAGCAGGGGGCCCCUGAGAGCUGUGAGACUCAGCAGGGAAGCCCGCAAGAGCUCCAGAACCUCCUGAGCCAGGUGCAAGCCCUGGAGAAGGAGGCUGCGAGCAGCGUGGACGUGGGGGCGCUGAGGAGAAUCUUUGAGGCUGUGCCCCAGCUAGAAGGGGCCCUUCAGGCUCCUGCUGCCCCCCAUAAGCCUGAGGCCUCGAUGGAGCAGGCCUUUGGGGAGCUGACGAGGGUCAGCAUGGAGCUCUCCCGGCUGAAGAAACAGACCCUGACCAGGCUGCUGAGCAUCGAGGAAGCUGUGCACAAGGCCCUCAGCAAAAUGUCCGGCCUCCAGCCCGAGGCUAACACCCGGGGCUAUCCCCAAGGUCCCCUAGAGGACCACGGUGCCUACAAGGUCAGUGUCAUGGACAGCAGUGGAGCCAGGCCCAACUGCUCAGGGGAGAAAGUCAGGGGUCAAACUGCACCUAGGAGCCAACCUGAGGUUACGUGCCACACUGAGGUCCAGAGUCAAGCCAAGGUCAAAAGUCACACAGAGACCAGAGGUCCAGCAGACUCACCCGCGCCUUCCACCAGGAGGAUGGAGACACUGAGAGAAGAUGCAGGCAUCCCUCCAGUCUCGCCUUCUAGCAGAGAUGCAUCCUCCUCCCCAACCUUCAUCUCCUUUAAGUCAGCCGCAAGGAAACUUCCAGAGGCUCCCAGCCCCGGGGGCAGCCCAGCUGUCUCAGUGCAAAGCACACACCUGGCCCAGGAUGUGAGCCAGGCCCCCCUCCACCAGAAAGGUAUCCGGGCCAAGGCCGGGGAAAUAGAGGUCACCCAGGGCUCUGGACAGCCCGGGCCUACCCUUGCCUCAGCCGGCACCCUGCCAGGGGCCCAGAAGAGUGUCCUGGAGCUCCAGACUGGGCCUGGGGGCUCCCAGCGCUGGGAAGCCAUGAGAACUGGGACUGAGCAGUACACGGAGGCGGGCCAGUGCGGGAACGCCCUCCUCACACCUUCCACUAUGGCCACGGAGCAGGCAGAGCCCUCGGGGGGCCCAGGUCCCCACCUCGGGCUCCAGGCCUCCCCCUUGCUAAAGCCGUUCCUGCACAGCCCGGCCGAGCUGAGCGGCCACUCCCAGUCUGCAGCCCAGUGAGCCCCUCCGCCUCCCACCUGCCCUGGGAACUGAGGUGGGUGCCUCCGACCUGCACACAGGAUGGCAGGAGGAAAGGGCCUCUCUCGUCAGCUCCCUCAAUAAGGCCCCGUUCUUGCAAAGGGAGAAAGAUUGGGAAAAGGCCCACGGAGCGGCUGGGCCCAGGUGUAGGAUGGGGGCUCGCGCUGUUUGUGGAGGUGAUGUGAGCAGACACCUCACACAGGACUGGCCGGCACGCUGACAUCCAUGAGUCUGCACGCCACUGCUCCAGCCGGAGUCCCCGGAGUGACCUGCCACCCUCAGCCUUUAUUUCUAUUAGGAGUCGAAAUGUUCUCAGCCAUCUGUGCCUUAAGUCCCGGAGGGGACAGGGUCAACUAGAC